Messenger RNA from Rotaria sp. Silwood2, 1563 nucleotides. The record is from the annotation of a GenBank genome assembly. NCBI's taxonomy places the organism in Eukaryota, Metazoa, Rotifera, Eurotatoria, Philodinida, Philodinidae.
AUGGCAGUCAAUUAUUUAAACGAAAUUAUUUCAAUAUUUCUUCAAAGAAAUGUAAAUGAACUCAGCGAUAAUGAUUUAAGUACUGCCAUCAGAGCUCAAGGCAAAACUUGUUCAACUGAAGAGAUACGUCGCGUUGUACAUUCAUUAAGUUCAUCUAUGUUUCACUUAUACCAUAACCACGAGAACAUAUUUCUUGUUCGAAUUGAACUUAGAAUUAAUAUAUGUAAAGAUUUUCUCGCUGGUAAAUGUAAUUUCAAAACACGAGGAUGCAAUCAACUUCAUCUAUGUCGUUAUUUUGGUCAUUGUCAUAAAAAAGAUUGUCACUUUCCACAUGAUUUUACUCAUGGAAAUAAUCGACGUAUUCUUGAACAAUCGAACUGUCUAAAUGUCAAUCCAAUACUACUCACUUCGACUACUUCUCCUGUUGUUUCAAAAACACCAGAUAUGACAUCAUCAUCAUCAGUACAGCCGAAACCUAUUGCAAAAGUGUUUGAGAGAAGCAAACGUACUCAUUCAAGACGAAGAUGUCGAGAUGGCAUGUCUAAUAGAGUUGCUGGUGAAAAUAAUAUUCCUCGGCCGACAUUUCUAUCAUCAGAAUUAGACACAAAUUCUCAAAUUGAUAUAUGUUUUUCAUCAACAUCAAUUGCUCGUCGUAUUACCAUCGAGGAAAUCGUAGAAUUCUUAAAACUACAAGGUCUAACUGUCCAAAACGUACUUAAUUCGAAGGAAAAUGAACAUUUUCAUCAAUGCACACUUCAAUUCCAAGAGAAAAACGUUGUAGAUAAUAUUUUAGCACAACCUAGUAUUCUAUAUCAAGGUAUCCAUUUAAAAUUUAAAAGAACGAACCCAUUAAUCGAUCAAAAAAGUUUCGUACUUCAAUCAAGAAUCGAUUCUAAACGAGGUCCAAUUACAAAAGAGAAGUUUUCGCUUUAUACUGAUUUAUUAAUUAAUCACUGUCCAUUCAAAUUCACCGAUCUUUCAUCGGCACAGCAACAGAUUCUACUAAUUCAAUGUGAUAAUACUAUUGAUUUUAACCAGGCUCGUCGUGUACAGAAGUCAAGAAGACAAUUACAAGGAACAGAUAUCUCACUGAAACAAGUAUAUGAAUUAGAUAAGGCUAUUGUUGAAUCAAUUCAUAAUCGACUGUCGAUUGAAAUUAUUGAAAAUAUUAUUGAAUCAUUUCUUCAUGAUGUCUUUACAUUUACUGUUCAAUCAAGUCAAACAGUACUUAUCGAAUUUAUCAAUGCUGAUAGUUUGAAAAAGUGGCUAUUACUUACCGAUAUAACACAACAAAAAUUCGGCGUUAAUAUCAAACUUGAUGUUAAAUGUGUUGAUGAAGAUGAUUAUGUCGAUGACAAUAGCGCUGCUUCUUGCUCGUCAAGUGAUAAAUUAUUGCCAAAAUCAAACGAACGCAGUAUACUUUCACAAGUGACAGUUUAUCUUCGUCGAGGUUGGGCAAUGGUUGUUAAUCAUCCAACGUUCAGUAUUGAAUACAAGAAUUACAUACGUAAGUCAAUUAACAGAAAUCUUCAUACCACACCAAUACAUAUAGAUUCGCUCUGA